Messenger RNA from Lontra canadensis (Northern American river otter), 2219 nucleotides. It is a transcript of the gene SACM1L, whose product is annotated as SAC1 like phosphatidylinositide phosphatase. Gene Ontology annotation, molecular function: phosphatidylinositol-4-phosphate phosphatase activity. Lineage: Eukaryota; Metazoa; Chordata; Mammalia; Carnivora; Mustelidae. The transcript has 20 exons. Bases 99 to 1862 code for a protein of 587 amino acids. Gene Ontology annotation, cellular component: endoplasmic reticulum. The record is from RefSeq and is a predicted model, not a curated record. Gene Ontology annotation, biological process: phosphatidylinositol dephosphorylation.
GCUGCGGCCGCGGAGCUGGGCGAACGGUACCGAGGUGGCGGAGGUGGUGGCUCGGGGCGGGGCGGGCGGAAAGAGGAAGAAGGAGCUAGUGGUGCACGAUGGCGGCGACGACCUACGAGCGGCUGAAGCUGCACGUCACACCUGAAAAAUUUUAUGUGGAAGCCUGUGAUGACGGAGCGGACGACGUACUUGUCAUUGACCGUGUGUCCACGGAAGUUACCCUGUCAGUCAAGAAAGAUGUUCCUCCUUCAGCUGUUACAAGACCAAUAUUUGGUAUACUGGGCACAAUCCAUCUGGUGGCAGGUAACUAUCUAAUCGUUAUUACCAAAAAGACAAAAAUAGGGGAAUUUUUCAAUCAUGUCAUCUGGAAAGCAACAGAUUUUGACAUCCUUUCUUAUAAGAAGACGAUGUUGCACUUAACUGAUAUUCAGUUACAAGAUAAUAAAACUUUCCUAGCGAUGAUAAACCACGUCCUGAAUGUGGAUGGGUUUUACUUCUCAACGACGUAUGAUUUGACCCAUACUUUGCAGCGGCUGUCUAACACUAGUCCGGAAUUCCAAGAAAUGAGUCUUUUGGAAAGGGCAGAUCAGCGGUUUGUAUGGAAUGGUCAUCUUCUAAGAGAACUUUCUGCCCAGCCAGAGGUCCAUCGGUUCGCGCUUCCAGUGUUGCACGGCUUUAUUACUAUGCACUCGUGUUCUAUUAAUGGAAAAUACUUUGACUGGAUUCUCAUCUCGAGGAGGAGUUGUUUCAGAGCCGGUGUGCGCUAUUACGUAAGAGGAAUUGAUUCUGAAGGCCACGCCGCUAACUUUGUAGAAACAGAACAGAUUGUGCACUACAACGGGAGCAGGGCCUCAUUUGUACAGACUCGUGGAUCAAUACCCGUUUUCUGGUCUCAAAGACCAAACCUCAAGUACAAACCACGGCCGCUAAUCAACAAAGUAGCAAAUCACAUGGAUGGUUUCCAAAGGCAUUUUGAUUCACAAGUAAUUAUUUAUGGAAAACAAGUAAUAAUCAAUCUGGUGAAUCAGAAGGGCUCAGAAAAACCACUUGAACAGGCGUUUGCAACAAUGGUGUCUUCCUUGGGCAGUGGAAUGAUCAGAUACGUUGCCUUUGACUUCCAUAAAGAAUGUAAAAAUAUGAGAUGGGAUCGACUAAGUAUUCUCGUGGAUCAGGUAGCAGAAAUUCAAGAUGAACUAAGUUAUUUUCUAGUGGAUGCGGCCGGCAUGGUGGUGACGAGCCAGGAGGGCGUGUUCCGCAGCAACUGCAUGGACUGUCUGGACAGAACCAAUGUGAUCCAGAGCCUUCUGGCUCGCCGCUCGCUGCAGGCCCAGCUCCAGAGACUAGGAGUUCUGCAUGUGGGACAGAAGCUUGAAGAACAAAAUGAAUUUGAGAAGAUUUAUAAAAACGCCUGGGCUGACAACGCAAAUGCUUGUGCCAAGCAGUACGCAGGCACCGGUGCCUUGAAGACGGACUUCACCAGAACCGGGAAGAGAACCCAGCUGGGACUUCUGAUGGACGGCUGGAACUCCCUGAUACGGUAUUACAAGAACAACUUCUCGGAUGGCUUUAGGCAGGAUUCCAUAGACUUAUUUCUUGGGAACUACUCAGUGGAUGAAUUAGAAUCUCAUAGUCCUUUAAGUGUUCCACGGGAUUUGAAAUUCCUGGCCUUGCCUAUUAUCAUGGUUGUUGCCUUCUCCAUGUGCAUUAUCUGUUUGCUGAUGGCCGGUGACACUUGGACAGAAACACUGGCCUACGUGCUCUUCUGGGGAGUUGCAAGCAUUGGAACAUUUUUCAUUAUUCUUUAUAACGGCAAGGAUUUUGUCGAUGCUCCCAGAUUGGUCCAGAAAGAAAAGAUGGACUGAAUUUGUGUCUGUGGAAAGCGGCUUGGCUUGGAAGAUUCCAUGAUGCAGAACUGGAGUCUUUACUGACCCGCUUUCCACGUGGGCCCAAGGUCUUUCGAAAGCCUUUCUCCAGAAGCCUGCCCUGUGCUCCGUUUGAGGGGAGGACCUACGAUUGGCCCAAAGUUCCUGCCUUGACCAUCUCUUCACUACUGGGACGGCUCUACUUAUAAUUGGAAGCUCUUCUGUAAUUAAAAGGUAACCUGAAUCCAGCUCCUGGAGCGGAAGGAAUCUGUUCUUUGUCGAUUUAAUCAACUCUUGCAGAAUAAGUAAUAUAUUUAAGAGAUCUAGCUUCUUUCCGUAUUUAAAAUAGUAAAAUUA